AUGCGAUUGUUGCUCUUUGCAACGUUCAUGACAUGGAGGUUUCGCCUUGUCAACGAAAGCUCACAACAGCUGCGCCGAGCCAUAGCAGACCGAGAGGCUCAGCAGCUGGUGCUUGGCGGAAUCUCCUUCUGCCGGCUUUCCACAGGCGGAGUUGAUGUGGCAACCUGUGGUUCUGGAUGUUUGAAGACAUCUCGGCAGAUGGAUGCACCACAUCCGCAGAGAGAAGAUGUCACCUCGAACAUCUCCAUGCAGAUCUUCGCCGGUGCCCUGCGCACUGCCUACUUCGAGUUUGGCAGUUUGCUGGGCUGCUUGAAGGCCCGGCUGCUGGCCCGCCGCGCCGGACUCCCUUGGGAUCUGCCUCAGGAGGAAGACGGGCGACUUCUCAGCUUGGACCGGCUCUGGGCAGCCAUCCGGGCACGGCCAGAGGCCGUGAACACGGCCACGCCAGAAGGGAAGCCGCUGACCGUGGCGGUGAAGAAAGGCAAAAGGGAUGCCGUGGCGCUGCAGACGCUGGGAGCUGCUGCGGAAGAGUGGGGCUGUGCUGACCUGUGCUGGACCAGCUCCUCCACGACUCCGCAGCUCGAGGCGCUUUUGCUUCCAGCUGUUACAGGCAUCUUGGAAGUCUCAGGCAACCUGGAGGCGCUGCAGCUUCUUCUCUUCGAAGCCUCGGGGCACGGUGGAACUCCUCUUGACGUGGCCGUCAGCCGCAACCAACAGGAGUGUGUUCAACUCUUGCUGGACGCUGGUGGCCGACAUUCUCUUCAUCGUGCUGCUGAGUUGGCCGUGCCUGUCAUGGUGCGUGCCUGGCUGAACGAAGGCGCUGAUGUGGAGGAGCGCGACAGCAGUGGCGCAACGCCACUACUGCUGGCUGCGAAAGGGGCUGGCCGCACUGCGGAGCGAACAGAGUGCAUCAAGCUGCUCUUGUGCGCUGAUGCUAUGGUUGAUGCUCUUCCAAUCACACAGGAGACGCCGCUGAUGCAUGCAGCGGCUCAGGGCAUUCGUCAGCACUGUGAGCUUCUCCUUGAGGCGAGGGCUGACUGCCAGCUUCGCGACAGACGAAACCGGCAGCCCAUCGACCAUGCUACCAAGCAGGACUAA
This is a messenger RNA of Symbiodinium pilosum, 1098 nucleotides long. NCBI's taxonomy places the organism in Eukaryota, Dinophyceae, Suessiales, Symbiodiniaceae. The record is from the annotation of a GenBank genome assembly.